This is a messenger RNA of Spinacia oleracea (spinach), 1137 nucleotides long. RefSeq lists its product as uncharacterized. The transcript has 4 exons. NCBI's taxonomy places the organism in Eukaryota, Viridiplantae, Streptophyta, Magnoliopsida, Caryophyllales, Amaranthaceae. The record is from RefSeq and is a predicted model, not a curated record. Bases 1 to 1137 code for a protein of 378 amino acids.
AUGAGAGCAUUAGUAGCUAAAAACAAAGAAGGAUUUGUGAAUGGUGGAAUAAUGAAAUCUGCGGUAAAUCACAAAGAUUAUCCUAAGUGGAAACGUGCUGAUUUCAUGGUAGUUAGUUGGAUUUUGAGUUCUAUGAACAAUGACCUAGCUGAUGACUUUGGUUACAUUGAUAAUGCUGUGGAGUUGUGGAAAGAAUUAAACGAAAGGUUUAGACAGUCUAAUGGACCAUUGAUUUAUCAAUUGAAGAAGGAAAUUGAUUGUUUAAAUCAGGAGAAUAUGACUAUUGUUACCUAUUAUGGUAAGCUGAAGAAAUUAUGGGAUGGAAUGCAAAGUUUGAGAGCUUUUCCUACAUGCACUUGUGGUGCUUUGAAGAUCUGUAGUUGCCAAAUUUUGAAAAAGAUGGCUGAAUUUGAAGAAGAAGAAGACAAGAUGAUAAAGUUUCUGCUAGGAUUAAAUGGAGGAUUUGAAGGAACUGUGACAAAUGUGUUGUAUAUGGAUCCUUUACCAAGUAUAAACAGAGUAUUUUCUAUAACUCAGCAGAUAGAGAAGCAGAAAGAAGUCAAUGGUGCAGAAAUUGAGAAGUUUACUGGUGGAAGGAAAGAUUGGAAAGAAAUAAAGAAAGAAAAGAUGUACAAGGUUUGUACACAUUGCAAAGGGAAAGGGCACACUGUAGAUCAAUGUUUCAAGCUCAUAGGACUUGUUGCUAAUGUGAAUCCUGCUUCUGAUAUUGGAGAUAAUCCUCUUGAUGAACCUUUGCAUGGUUCUGGAACUGUAAGCAAUGAAAUCUUGAGUGCUAUUUGCCAAGAGGUCAUGAAAGCAAUGAAGGGCAAGCAAAUACAGAAUGGUGAUGCUGCUGGAACAUCUAAUUCUUAUGCAAACUAUGCAGGUAUCAUCUCUCAUUCUUUUAACUGUACUGUGAAUACUUUGCUGAAUGAAUGCUUAUGGAUUGUGGAUUCUGGAGCUUGUAAUCAUAUGACAUAUGAUGAGAAUAUUUUGAUAAACAAAAGAACACUCCAAAAGAUAAUUAGAGUUGGUUUGCCCGAUGGAACUCAAAUGAAUGUUGACACUAUAGGUGAUGUUAUCCUUAGUGAUAAGCUGAUGUUGUCCAAUGACCCUUCUAGUUCAGUGUUGCUGUAA